GUUUUGUGUAACAGAUGUCUCUUUCCAUUCACCACUGUUUGGAGGCUGGAAAUACUGUAUGUUGUGAGUGGAUGAACAUGCACGGGUAGCCUAGUAAAGGAGUCCUUUGAAGUGAUUGACAAUCUGAUGAUAACAUCAUGACUGGUUGUGUUGAUGCCACAAUAAAAAGACAUCGUACCCAUCCUGACGUCAGCGGUCAUAGAGUGCCACCGGGCCGGUCUGAGGAACUCGUCGUUCAGCUUUGCCGCCAUGUUGAUGAGACCAGAGUACCGUCACAAGAUAGACCCCAAGUACCGCAAGAAGAUAGAGGCUAUGGUCCGUCGUCCAGACACCAGUGAGAUAGAGGAGGACACCACUCCAUGUCCAUAUUGUGGUUUCCUGCUGCCCCAGUGUGACCUGAUCUGUCCUGGCUGCAAGAACAACCUGCCCUACUGCAUCGCCACGGGUCAUCACAUGCUGAAAGAGGACUGGUCAGUUUGUCCUCACUGUGAAUUCCCUGCUCUCUACUCCCAGCUCAUCCUGCUGUUGGAGAUGGAGAGUGUGUGUCCCAUGUGUUCAGAGACUCUGAACGUUAACCAGGUGGAGAAGAUGGAUGACUGUUCCAGGUACCUGCAGCCUGAUCAACUGGAUCACUGACACAGUGGUUUUAUGACUGUGUUUUUCAGAGAUCUCUGUGGUGUGGACGUGACCUGGUUGUCCACUACGUAGGGGACUGCUGCUGAGUGGAGGACGGAGCAUCAUACUGGAUGGAACGGACCAAUGGAAACCAUGUGUUGGAUACAAUGCCCACCCACUCCUCUCCAGGCAUUACCACGAGCCCGUCCUCCCCAAUUCAGGAGCCACCAACCUCCCUGGGAUAGGGGAUAGGGUGUCAUUUGGGAGCCACCCCGUGACCUCCUCCAUCUCUCCACCCCUCCAUGUUUCUCUACCACCUGUUAAACUGUUGACAGCUGUAGACCAUUUUUAGUUAUUUUACUGAUGUACUGUUUAUAUCCGUAUUGAAGCUUGUUUUCCAUUCAUUCAUUCAUGUCUACAAUUUAAAUAAAAAAAAUAUGAAUAUUAAAUAUAUUUUUGCUCUU
This is a messenger RNA of Coregonus clupeaformis (lake whitefish), 1079 nucleotides long. RefSeq names its product WD repeat-containing protein 19-like. The coding region runs from base 250 to 636 and encodes 128 amino acids. Lineage: Eukaryota; Metazoa; Chordata; Actinopteri; Salmoniformes; Salmonidae. The transcript is spliced from 6 exons. Gene Ontology annotation, cellular component: intraciliary transport particle A; cilium. The record is from RefSeq and is a predicted model, not a curated record. Gene Ontology annotation, biological process: intraciliary retrograde transport; cilium assembly.